This is a messenger RNA of Exophiala viscosa, 1056 nucleotides long. Its product is annotated as ras-like protein rab-11B. The transcript has 3 exons. Gene Ontology annotation, biological process: exocytosis. The record is from RefSeq and is a predicted model, not a curated record. Lineage: Eukaryota; Fungi; Ascomycota; Eurotiomycetes; Chaetothyriales; Herpotrichiellaceae. Gene Ontology annotation, molecular function: GTP binding; GTPase activity. Gene Ontology annotation, cellular component: recycling endosome; Golgi apparatus. The coding region runs from base 184 to 816 and encodes 210 amino acids.
GAAGGUCAGUCACUCUACACGACUUGCAGCCGACUCACUUGUUUCAGCCUUUCUCUAAUCAUUCUUCAGUCCGCGUCCCGGGAAUAACCUCACUCCUCGACACCUUCUGUCACGUUAACUUGGUCCCGGUCGACGCCCGCCCUUGGUGUUUAUUGCCUGAUACCCCUUCUCGCUUGAUCGAACAUGGCAAACGACGAGUACGAUUUCCUCUUCAAAGUCGUUCUUAUAGGAGACUCGGGUGUCGGUAAAUCCAAUCUGUUGAGUCGAUUUACACGGAACGAGUUCAACCUUGACUCAAAGUCCACCAUUGGUGUUGAGUUCGCAACCCGAUCAAUCCAGGUAGACACGAAAACAAUCAAGGCACAGAUCUGGGAUACCGCAGGACAAGAAAGAUACCGAGCCAUUACAUCCGCCUACUAUCGUGGAGCCGUCGGCGCCCUACUCGUCUACGACAUCAGCAAGCACCAGACAUACGACAAUGUCACGAGAUGGUUGAAAGAGCUUCGGGAUCAUGCGGACGCCAAUAUCGUGAUCAUGUUGGUUGGAAACAAGAGCGAUCUGCGACACUUGCGGGCGGUGCCUACUGAAGAAGCAAAGCAAUUUGCGAGCGAGAACAACCUAUCGUUCAUCGAGACGUCUGCGCUUGAUGCUAGCAACGUCGAAUUGGCCUUCCAAAAUAUCCUGACAGAAAUCUAUCGAAUCGUCUCGAGCAAGGCGCUGGACAGCGGAGAUGCGGCGCAAGCACCAACUGGCGGUGUGAAGAUUGACAUGACUCCGUCAGGGGCGCCGGAUAACAAAAGCAACAAGUGCUGCUAAAUGCCAGUCGAAUUCUGUGGUGCAAACUAGGAGCUGGGGGCGUUGCCAGACUUGUUUAUGCAUGAGUUUGGUCGUUUGCCGAUACGAUCAUGACUUGUACGGUUCAAUGCCAACGAAAUGGGUAGUGGGUUAAUAUGGGCAAUGAUAAGGGUAUGCUUCGAUUUCAAUGCAAAACCAGAUGCAAAACAGAAAGUUCUUCUACCGGGCAAUUGAUAGCAUGGGACUGUUUCCAGAAGUGUG